AUGAAAACUUGGCUACAUUUCUUCCUUCUCUUAGUCACACUCUGGGUUAGUAUCAUCAUCAUCAUCCCUCUAGUUCAUAGCAAGUGUAUUCCAGACCAGCAACAAUCAUUGCUCGAUUUCAAGAGCAACCUUUUAUUCAAUUCCUCUCUUUCCUCCAAGCUUAUUACCUGGAACUCAAGUACCGAUUGCUGCUCUUGGGUCGGAGUUACUUGCAGCACCAAUGGCCGUGUUCUGGGUAUUGACCUCAGCAGUGAGUCAAUCUCAGGUGGCAUUGACAAUUCCAGCAGUCUCUUCCAUCUUCAAAAUCUUCAAAGCCUCAAUUUGGCCUACAACGAACUUGGCAACGGCUCUCAAUCAAUUCCUUCUGCAGUCGGGCAGCUCAUGAAUUUGAGGUAUCUAAAUUUAUCUGCCAAUGCUUAUUCAGGGCAAAUCCCGAUUGAGAUUUCACGCUUGAGGAGGUUGGCAGUUCUUGACAUUUCUUAUAAUUCUUUCACGCUUGAGGAUAUUUUUGAGUUCCUUGAGAUCUCAAAUUUACACAAGCUGGUAGAGAACCUCACAGAGCUUAGAGAGUUGUAUCUUGAUUAUGUCCAAAUAUCAGCAGAGGGGAGUGAGUGGUGCCAAGCCAUAUCAUCUUCCCUUCCCAACCUCAGGGUGUUGAGCUUGUCCUAUUGUAAUCUUUCAGGCCCUUUUCACGAGUCUCUUGCUGACCUCCGAUCUCUCUCCGUGAUUCAAUUGAGAUUGAACAAUAUCUCUGCUCCAGUUCCAGCAUUCUUUGCCAACUUUUCAAACUUGACAUCCUUGAUUCUCAAUGAUUGUAAUUUGCAAGGAACAUUUCCGAAAGAGAUCUUUCAAUUACCUUCUCUUCGUGAGAUUCGCCUUUCGGAAAAUGAAGAACUUGAUGGUUCCUUGCCAGAAUUUCCAAAGAAUGGAUCUCUUCAAUACCUGGAUCUACACUACACUAAUUUUUCAGGGGCAUUACCAAACUCUAUUGGCAACCUCAAAAUGUUGUCCACAGUUGAUAUUUCAGACUGUAAUUUCACGGGAUCAAUCCCCAAGUCAAUGACAAACCUUACACAAUUGGUUUCUUUGUCGAUGUAUGGAAACAAGUUUGAAGGUUUAAUUCCAUCAUUCAGUGGGGCCAAGAAUCUAGAAGAAAUAGAGCUCUCUUCAAAUGGUCUGACAGGUAAUAUUAAUUGCAUCCACUGGAAAAACCUUACUAAUCUAUCCUAUCUCGACUUAGCUGGCAACAUGCUCGAUGGGAAUAUUCCAUCAGCUCUGUUUUCUCUUCCCUUGCUAGAUAAUAUAGAUCUUUCCGACAACCAAUUCUCUGGUCAUUUUCCUGAAAUUUCUAAUCUCUCAUCCUACUCUGUCAAUGUCCUUGAUUUGAGAGGAAACAAUCUGGAAGGGCCAAUACCCAUGUCUAUCUUUAAUUUACGGAGCCUUACUUAUCUUUAUCUUUCUUCAAAUAAUUUCAGUGGCUCGUUUCCUCUAGAUGGUCUUCAACAUCUGAGAAAUCUUUCUAUUCUUGAUCUUUCACACAAUAGCUUGCUUCUUAGCCAUGAUGCUACCAAUUUCUCAUAUUCCUACUUUCCUCAGUUUGAAUAUUUGGGGUUGGCUUCAUCAAACUUGAGAACAUUCCCUGAUUUCUUGAGAAAUCAAUCUGAAUUACAGUCGUUGGAUCUUUCAGAUAACCAGAUACAGGGAAAGAUACCCAACUGGAUUUGGAGGUUCAGAGAUCUCAAUUACCUAAAUCUUUCGUGUAACUCUCUAGAAACUCUAGAAGGUCAUACAAUCAAUCUCACUUCUAUGGAACUCCUUGACCUUCAUUCCAACAAGCUUCAUGGGGAAAUCCCAAUUUCAUCGUCAACUAACAUGUAUUAUCUGGAUUACUCAAGGAACAACUUCAGCUCUACCAUACCAACUACCAUUGGAGAUAUGCUUCUUCAAACCAGUUUCUUCUAUGUUUCAAGCAACAACCUUCAGGGGAUAAUUCCUGGAUCAAUAUGCAAUUCACUUUACCUUGAGGUUCUUGAUCUAUCCAAUAAUUCCUUAAGUGGCACGGUCCCUCACUGCCUGACUACAAUGAGCACUCUUUCAGUACUUAAUUUAAGGAGAAACAAUCUUAGAAAUGUAGACAUGUUGUCUCACAAUUGCAGUUUGCAUACUCUAGACAUCAGUGAAAAUCAGAUACAAAGUCAGUUUCUAAAAUCACUCGUCAAUUGCCCUCAAUUACAAGUUCUGAACCUUGGAAAGAAUCAAAUAACAGGUCCAUUUCCAUGCUUUUUGAAGGACAUAUCCACCUUGCGUGUCCUUAUCUUGAGAUCCAAUAAAUUUUAUGGAGGUAUUGGUUGUCCCAAGAAUAAUGGCACUUGGCCAAUGCUUCAAAUCAUAGACCUAGCUCACAACAAUUUUAGUGGAAAUGUACCAGGAAAAGCUUUGACAACUUGGCAGGCAAUGAUGGCCAAUGAAGAUGAUGCCCCAUCAAAGCUCAAUCACCUUCAAUUUCAAGACAACAACGGUCGUGGUAUUUAUUAUCAGGAUACAAUUACAGUUACCACCAAAGGUUUGGAGAUAGAGCUGGUAAAGAUUUUAACAGUCUUCACCUCGAUUGACUUCUCAUGCAACAAGUUCAACGGAUCAAUACCUUAUGAAAUUGGAGAACUCAAAUCACUGCAUAUCCUCAACUUGUCCAAUAAUGCUUUCACAGGUGCAAUUCCACCAUCAUUAAGCAACUUGAGUCAGCUAGAGUCUUUAGACCUCUCACAGAACAAUUUGAGCGGUCAAAUUCCACCACAACUUACAAAACUCACUUUCCUUUCGUUCUUGAAUCUGUCACACAAUCAAUUGGUCGGCAGGAUUCCGAGCAUUAACCAGUUUCCAACAUUUUCAAAAUCUUCCUUUGAAGGAAACAAAGAUUUAUUCGGGCCUCCUUUGACCGAAGAAAACAGAACAAGGUUGUCACAUCCGGCAACGAAAAGAAGUCAUCCAAGUUCUGGAGAUGAGAUUGAUUGGAAUAUAGUCAUUGUUGAGAUUGGAUUUACAUGUGGGUUCGGAAUUGUUGUUGGAUCACUUUUGUUUUGGAAGAGAUGGAGGAUAUGGUAUUACAGCUCUAUGUAUAGAAUCCUUGUGAAGAUAUUUCCUCAGCUGGAACACAGGUUUGGUCAUCACAGAAGACAUGCGUUCAUAGGCGAAAGGUACUGGAGACGUUGA
Rosa rugosa (rugosa rose) is the source of this 3210-nucleotide messenger RNA. RefSeq names its product receptor-like protein 7. The record is from RefSeq and is a predicted model, not a curated record. Gene Ontology annotation, molecular function: protein binding. The transcript has a single exon. Bases 1 to 3210 code for a protein of 1069 amino acids. Lineage: Eukaryota; Viridiplantae; Streptophyta; Magnoliopsida; Rosales; Rosaceae.